AUGACCAAUCCUGUCAAGAGCUUUUCUGUGGGAUAUAAUCCUAUUAACGAAAGCAAUGUUUUUAGCAGCGGUGAUCACAUUACAGGACAGGUUACACUGGAACUGGGGAAAGACUGCAAAAUAGACUUACUUUACAUUAAGAUGAAAGGGAAAGCAAAAGUUAGCUGGGUUCAAAAUUAUGGAAGAGUAAUUGUAGUACACCGUAGCAAGGAGAAGUACUUCAGUAUCAAGCAAUUUAUCAUUCAGGAAGGCCAAGGUAACAGUAAUGUCAGCAAGGGCUCCACCGUCUACCCAUUCACCUUUCAGAUUCCUAUACAAUGCCUGCCUUCAACCUUCAAAGGUGAACAUGGUAAAAUUAAGUACAAACUAGAGGCAAAUCUGAGCAGAUCGAUGAGGGCAGACACAAAAGCUUCAGCAGAGUUCACCAUGCUUAGUAAAGGACACGAUCCAUCCUUUAUGAUGCCACAGCAGGGUAUGACUGAUAAAAAAAUGAAGCUAUUUGCCUCAGGAACAGUCAACAUGGAUGUUCGUAUUGAUCGAACAGGCUUCCACCAAGGUGAAGGCAUAAAAGUUGUGGCCUCCAUUCAGAACAAAUCAUCUCGGGAUGUUACACCCAAGUUCUGCUUGUACAGGAAGCACAGUUAUUUUGCAGAUAAGACGAGGAAAGUAGUAACUAAAACUCUGCUGAAAGAGGUGGGUGAAGCCAUCCCACCCUCUGCAUGUCAGACUGUGACCAGGAUCAUCACCAUCCCUCCAGACACAGAUCCAUCCGUCCUAAACUGUAACAUCCUCAGAGCAGAGCACAGGCUCAAGGUCUAUCUGGACAUCAAGUAUGCCUCAGACCCAGAGGUUAAAUUCCCUAUAGUCAUCCUGCCUGCUUUGGAAAACACAGAUAAAGACAAGGAAACUGCUUAUUUUCCCUUUGGAUCUGCAUUUACAGACGCCUCAGGAGAAACCAACUCAGCACAAAACCCUCCACCUUAUUCAACAUAUGGGAUGUAUCCAACUGUGUCUGAUUUUGGUGGAAAAUCCUAGAAAUACAAACUCUCUUAGAGCACGGA
Molecule: messenger RNA, 1061 nt
Organism: Sphaeramia orbicularis (orbiculate cardinalfish)
Lineage: Eukaryota; Metazoa; Chordata; Actinopteri; Kurtiformes; Apogonidae
Product: arrestin domain-containing protein 3-like
Exons: 6
Coding region: 1-1035 (344 amino acids)
Biological process (GO): protein transport
Cellular component (GO): cytoplasm; plasma membrane
Source: RefSeq, a predicted model, not a curated record